Musa acuminata AAA Group (dessert banana) is the source of this 2737-nucleotide messenger RNA. Its product is annotated as protein CCA1. The record is from RefSeq and is a predicted model, not a curated record. NCBI's taxonomy places the organism in Eukaryota, Viridiplantae, Streptophyta, Magnoliopsida, Zingiberales, Musaceae. The transcript is spliced from 7 exons. The coding region runs from base 427 to 2592 and encodes 721 amino acids. Gene Ontology annotation, molecular function: DNA binding.
GGUUUCUCCUCCCCGCGUCGAGAAAGCGAGGCCGCCUCGGCCUCCCUCCCGCUCCUCCCCUUUUCCGGCUCGUAGUUGCAGUCGAACUCCGCUCUCUCCCGAGGAAUAUAUAGAUCUGUUUCGCCUCUUCAAAAUCUUCUCUACGUGGAGAUUGCGUUCUGGAUCCAGUUUUGUGAUGUAGAAGGGUUUGGGUCUUUCGAUCUUUCAUGCGCGAUGAUUUUUUUGUUGUUCUUUUGGCAGUUCAAGGCGACUGGAUUGAUUGGGUUUGGAGAUUUUAGCAAGUUAUGAGGUACUUCUUGCGCCAAAUUGAGCGUCUGGUUGGAGAUAUGGAAGGAGGAUUUGUGCUCUUUGUGGAUGACCUGAAGUCCAGCUGAUCCUUGGUUGUUCUUUUAUCUUCGCUCCGCUUCUUGAAUUUAAGAUUUCGGUAUGGAAGGGAACUCUUCUGGAGAAGAUGUGGUUGUCGUGAAGACGAGAAAGCCAUACACAAUUACAAAGCAAAGGGAGCGGUGGACUGAGGAGGAGCACAACCGAUUUCUUGAAGCUCUGAAGCUGUAUGGGAGGGCCUGGCAGCGCAUCGAAGAGCAUAUUGGUACUAAGACAGCUGUGCAAAUCAGGAGCCAUGCACAAAAGUUCUUUACUAAGCUUGAAAAGGAAGCUCUUGAGAAAGGUAUUCCCCCAGGACAAGCUCAUGACAUAGAUAUCCCUCCUCCUAGACCUAAAAGGAAACCGAGUAGUCCAUAUCCACGGAAGUCCACUGGAGGUUCUCUUGCUCCUUCUGGGGAAGCAAUAUAUGGGAAACAAGCACAAUCAAUGUCACUUCUUGGCAUGAAUAAAGUAAUGGGCAUUGGUGGUGAUGCACUGCAAGAGAAAUACGCAGCAAUGCAAAAGUUGCAAAGUAAAGAGAUUUCAGAAGAUGCUGGUUCCUCAGAAGUUCUUAGUGUCUGUCAAGAUGAUUUGUCUGCUUCCUUCUCUUCUGCAAACAACAGCUCCUCCAAUCAUGGCAAAUACAUGGAAUUCUUGCCCACAAGGGAGAAAAUAGACGGGAAGAUUGCAAUUAAUAAAUACUCAGCACCUCAUGAAGUGGACCAGGAGCUAGAUAGAAGUAGCAAAUUCUUUGUAGAUCAUGAAAUGGAAGGAGUCAAUUUGACCCUAGAAGAAGGUGCAAGUACAUCAAAGAAUACUGUGGAAGGCAACCAAACACACCUAAAGAAUCCUCCUCUCCAUAUUGUCGAUAGAGAUGGUGAAAAAAGCAUGCAGACUGAAGAUUCAGAUGGUCAGAACUGUAGUGCAGUAACUGGGCAAGUAGGAGGGCAUGCAAAUGCUAACCCAUCCAUGAACCCUGUAAUUUCUGCAAUGCCGUUCCAGAACAUACCAACAAUUGGUUCCAUGCAUCAUCCAUUUCCAGCCCUCUCAGCCUUUACCCACUUCCACAGCAGUCAAGAUGCUUAUGGGUCAUCCCUAAACAUCUCAUCCACAUUUCCGAGUCUCAUUGUUUCUGCCUUACUACAAAAUCCAGCAGUUCAUGCUGCAGCCAGUCUGGCAGCAUCAUUCUGGCCAGCUGCGGGGCUGGAAACCUCUCUUCAGUCAGCCCCAGAAAUAUUUGCUGGGGAAGUUCCAGAACAGCAGAUGCACCCAACUCCAAGCUUGGAGGCCAUUGCUGCUGCUACAGUUGCAGCUGCAGCUGCAUGGUGGGCAUGUCAGGGUCUCUUGCCAUGGUUCCCCCCUCUUACUGGUUUUGCAUUUGCUCCUCCAACCACAGCCGCUGUCCCCUCAGUAGACAUCGCCCGAGUUCAAGAAGCACAUGGUGGCACUAAGGAUAAACCUUUGAAAGAAGAUCAGCAACUUGGAAAUCAAAAUCAGAUCAAGGCUCAAAAACCUCAACAUCACUCUUCUAAAUCAUCAUCAUUAUCAUCGUCAGACUCAGAUCAAAGUGGAAGAUGUAAAAACUCAAAGGAUCUGAAAGCCACUGGAUCUGACAAGUUCAAGCCAUUAGCUCUUAGUGGAUUACAGGAUUUAGAGAAGGCAAGGAAUAAUAAGAAACAGGAUCGUUCUUCUUGCGGAUCAAACACACCAUCCGGCAGUGAAGUGGAGACAGAUGCUAUAGAGAAGAAUCAUGAGAAAACCAAUGAUGAGGCUAAAAAAGUCUAUUUCAGUAAUUUUUCAGCUUGUGAGACCAACCAUCGCAGGCUCAGAAGCAGUGGAAGCAUGAAUGAAUCGUGGAAGGAGGUCUCCGAAGAGGGUCGACUUGCCUUCCAAGCACUGUUCAAGAGAGAGGUACUUCCACAAAGUUUUUCUCCUCCACAAACUGAAGCAGCAGCAACUGUGAUGAAUAAGGAGGAAACCACUAAAUUGCCAAUCGAUUUUAACAAGAAUGUGCACCAUCCAACCGACCUUAACCAUCUUCAUGAUGACGCAAAGGAAGAGAUGUGCAUGCGAAGCAACGACAGCAUAAUACAGGGAAAGCUCAAGAUUCGUCGAACAGGAUUUAAGCCUUACAAGAGGUGUUCAGUAGAAGCUAGGGAGAACAGGGCAGCAGCAGUAGAAGAAGCUGGUAGCAAGAGGAUACGUCUGCAAGGGGAAGCUUUGACCUGAUGUCAGUGUUUCGAAUAGCUCCCUGCUUGUUCCUUUUUGCAUGUACAAUUUGCCUUGUGGGUUUAUGAGACACGAAGUUUGCCAAGCAUCAAAACUUUGGAACUUACUCUGCACUUCAUAAUAUGUAGUAGUCUUGAUUUGUCAA